AAAAAAAAGACACCUAAAAAAUCAACUAUUAAUCAAAAAAAGACAACUAGAAAGUUCAUAAGAGAAAAACGCAAAACCCUCGAUUACCUUACUGAUGAACUCCUUACAGAAAUGGACGAGUUGGUGUGCUUCCGACGAGAUGCUAAAGAACGACGUUUGAAUGAUUAUAGUAGUGUUACUGGAAUACCUGCGGUCGGAUCUUCAGAAGAAAAAGAACAACAACAUUAUGACAUGGGCGAUUAUGAUGGUGGCUGCUCAGGUGGGUACAAUAGCCAUCAAGAGCAGGAACCAGUAGUCCUUAGCGAUUCCGAAACCGACAGUGAAAUCGAAGCUGUCGUCGGUCAGUCCAACACGACUACUGUCAACGCCAAGACCCAAAAUGGCGGCAUGCCCACAAUGAUGAGUGAGCAUCCCGGCUCUUUGGUUCCCUGUGAGUGUCCUGCCGAUCGUCUUACAGUUGUGAAGGUCGAUUUCUUUUUUGUUUCCGUUGUGAAAGCCAAAUACGACUUCCAAUAUUGUGGAGGUUGUAAGACAUUUCCUUUUGCAUUGGUGGAAGCAGGCAUGUUCCCCCUAGCACCAGCCAGACCUACGGCUGCAUUGCAUCUCAGCCUCUGUGAUUUUUUCGUCAACCUAAGAAACAUCUUUGCGGGCUCUGCUGAAAAAAUUGCAGAAUUCUAUAAGGUCUGCGCAAAUCAGACAGCUCAGGUACAGUCUAAUAGAGAAAAUGCUUCCAACAGUAUCAUCCUGUACAACAAGAUGGUUGAGCUGUCUGAACAGUUGGUGAUGGGGGAUAUUUCCACAUCAUGUGCUGCUUGUCCUGAGGUCGGAUCAGAUAAUUUAAAUGACAAGCAGUACAUGAUGAUGGAUGGAAACUUUCGUUUGAAAGGAAGAAGAUCGUUGUUAGAGGACCACGACUUGUCCAAAGUCGCUGGCCUUGAUGGGUUCAAGAAGUUUUGGAUCCAUCAAGCUUUAGUCGACAGAUAUGACCCGUCUGCGCAGCCUGGUGCCAAGGGCACUACCACUACCAAGGGCACUACCACCACCAAGGGAACUACCGCCACCAAGGCUACAUCUACCAAGGGUACCUCCACCACUGAAGAGGCUACAUCUACCAAGGUCGCUGAGCCUCGCAAAUGGCAGGUUGUGGUGCACCAAAUCGCACCUCAGCCAUUUAUCCUGUUCGUGGUGUCUUUGGUCGCGGCUGCGCAAGACAUGAUACUGUGUUCCAACUAG
Messenger RNA from Mucor mucedo, 1233 nucleotides. RefSeq lists its product as uncharacterized. The transcript has 6 exons. The annotation marks the transcript as partial. NCBI's taxonomy places the organism in Eukaryota, Fungi, Mucoromycota, Mucoromycetes, Mucorales, Mucoraceae. The record is from RefSeq and is a predicted model, not a curated record.